CGGAAGAGAGUGAGGCGACCGACCGAAGUUUUACAGAGACACUAACUUGGCUGUGAGUCUGUGAGCCGCCGCACUAGCGAAGAAGCCCGGCUGUGAAGUUUUUGUGGUGCAACACUGCUCCUCAUUCUCCGUCACAUUUUGUGGAUUUAGAGGACUUAAAACAUGUAUAUAAUUUGCUUGUGCCAUUCGUGAAGUUCUUGUGGAUUGCCUGAUGCGGUUUGAAGUUACAAAAGAAAUGACCUAAUUCCACAACAAAGUGAAACAGAUUGGUGUGUGUGUGUAGUGUGCAUUCGGUGGGUGGACGGACAGGAUUCACGAACUGCUUUUAUUUUCGCGAAAAGACUAUCUACCUCUUUAUUGCACUUAUCCUUUUGUCAUCACAUCGUCCAGCAAGAAAUUUUAUGUUGCCCCACAGUUGAAUAUCUGGAUGAAAUACGACUAAUAACUACGAGGUGAUCGGUUUGCCAAAUAUCUGGAAAAAUAAGAUACAUGGCAACUAUCCCAUAUUUGUAACUGUGACGUCACAAGGCGGGUCCUUGGCUGGGUCACGUGUUUGUUUGUUUCUUAUUCUUUUGUGGUGGUAUAUCCUUUUAAGGACACGAUGAAUACAAACGCGGCGCCCGUUGUCGCCCAGAGCGUGACGGUCGUGCGGCCCAACAGCUCGUUCGACUGCAGCAACAUGAUCUACACAAUCACGAAGGUGGCCGCCGUCAUUAUAAUUUCUGGCUUUGGCGGCGUCCUGCUUCUCCUUGGAGUCGUGCUGUAUUCCGCUGAUGACUUCUUCCAGACAAACUCCAUCAUUAUGAUCGUGUUUGGAAUGGGCCUGAUUACCAUUGCCAUCAUAAUCUGCGCCAAGGGGAAGCCCUGCCGUGGCAACAGCUCUGGUCGCAUCAUCCAGAGGAACAACGCAACACCGCAGGUGGUGACCCAGCAUCUCCCGGCGACCGUCCAGUACCCCACGACGGGUUAUGUGGCGGUCACAUCGCAGACUUAUUCUCCCGGGGUGGCCGGUCAGGCAGCGGCGCCCUCGGCUUUCCCUGCUCCUGCCGGUGGAUUUUCCGCUAACUAUACUUACACGUCGGGAGAUGGAAAAGGUCCUUUACCCGCGUACCCUGCCUCCACAGCUGGGACAUACCCACAUGGUGCAUACCCACUUGGUCAAAAUCAAGGUGAUGCUUACCCACCCGGUCAACAUCCUCCUGGUUUAUACUCACCUGGGGUAUACCAACCUGGUGCUUCUCCAGCUGGUCCAUACCAACCUGGUGCACCUCCAGCUGGUCCAUACCAACCUGGUGCACCUCCAGCUGGUCCAUACCAACCUGGUGCACCUCCAGCUGGUCCAUACCCCCCCUCGAAUACCUCAGCUCCCCCGGCAGUUCCCAACCUCACUGCCCCAGAAUAUCAGCCUCCGCCUCCGUUUGCUCCGACAGAGAAGCCUCCUCCUUACUCAUACUAAGACUGGGUCGGCCUUUCUUGAAGAUCCACUCCCUCCCCCUCCCCCUCCCUUUCUCCCUUUUUCCCUUUCUCGUGUGCUGGGUGGUGAAGCUGAUCUGCGUUCAAAUCCCUCGCCGCCAGUGGAUGGUAACCCCGGCCAUUCCUUGCACACAGGGGAUAACUUAGAAGCAAAUUGAAACAGACAACAUGUCACACCAAGAAUAUCCAUUGUAACAAAUGGAAUCAAACUAAACUUUAACUUUAACUCCCUUUCUCCCUUUCUUCCUUCUUCCCUUCCUCCCGAAUUCUGUGGUGGUAGAAGUCUUGAAUUUCUUCACUCACCAAUCUUUUUUGUUUUAUGAUGAUAUUUUUUGUUUUUAUUAUUAUAAUUAUUGUUGUCAUUAUUAUUAUUAUCAUUGUUAUUAUUAUCUUUGUUAUUAUCAUUAUUAUUAUUAUCAUUGUUAUUAUUAUCUUUGUUAUUAUCAUUAUUAUUAUCAUUAUCAUCACUGUAAUUUCCCUCAUUAUUAUUCUUGUUCCAAUUUCCACCUUCAUCGUUACCACUCAAAGUUGUACCAGCAAGAGAGAAAUCCCAUCGUUAAACACACUGUGGAACAAGCGCUCAGUAUUACUCAUUUUCCUCAGGGCUUUCUUCCCGACUCAAGUAACUUAGGGACCAAGAAUGAGUGAAUGAGAUGAAUUUGGAAGUUAGGAGGAAGAAAAGAAACAUUGGUACACUUUAUAGCUCAGGAAGUGUCAAAAAAAACAAACAAACUAUUUACUCUUUGUUUCAUUAUUAUUAUGAUUUUUGGGCAGUGGUGCUAUCAGAAUAAUUAUUCUCAUUAUUGUUAUGUUAUGCCUGUGGCUAUCAAUGUUACUAUUGUUUGCAUUAUUAUUUUAUUAUUGUUAUUUUUCACUACCAUUAUUGUUAUCAUUAUAAUAAUGAUAAUCAUAAUAAUCACUGUUAUUAUUAUUUUUAUGAAGUUGCAGAGCCAAAUGUGUAAGAUUUCCAUGCUGUGUAUCUUAGAUAAGUGUUGCAGAUUCUCAGUUUUCCUGUGAAGUACACAGACAGGAUAUAAAGGUUACAUUUUCUGCAAGAGUCAGAAGUGCCUAAACAUUUAUGAUGAUUAAUACCGUUCAUUGAUGAAGGAAUUGAAGUCUGUAACAGGGGCUUCACACAAACACACGUACACACACACACACACACUCACUCACUCACUCACUCACUCACUCACUCACUCACUCACUCACUCACUCACUCACUCACACACACACACACACACACACACACACACACACACACACACACACACACACACACACACACACACACACACACACACACACACACACAGAUUCACACUCACACUCACAUACUCAAUCUCACACACACACACCCGCCGCGCGCGCGCAUGUACAUGUAUAAUUUAGAUAUACAUACAUGCAAACAUACAUGUGUUUUGUCUUUUGUUUUGUACUGGUCACUGGGAAUACUGGGAAGUUUUUGAGUUACUUAAUUUAUGCCAUAAAAUAAACAACAUAUUUGAGUUACUUAAUUUAUGUCAUAAAAUAAACACAACAUAUUGGUGCUUGUCAUCGCGGAAAUGGAAUACGUGUUACCUGGAGUAAACCGAUUGACUCAGGAACGUCGUUAUAUCCAAUGGUGUGACAAAAUUGCAACGUUUGUACAAAGAUGAAAUGAAACACAACCGCAAUGUUAAAGAAAACGUUAAGCCUCGAGACGUUUCGAGUCCGACCAGACACCUCAUCAGACGGUUGAUAUGUUUUCCCUGUCAGUUUUCCUUAGUAUUGUGGCUGAUAUUUUCAGUUCAUUGAAUCAUAUGCUAAUUAGUUUUCCUUUUGUGAAAUAGAUCAAAUUAUAAAUUGGUGUUCAUUACGUAAGAAUGAACAAUAGAUUUGCAAAAUUGUGAUAUAUUUAGUGAUAUUGUCGGCUUUGUAUUUUGUACUUGAAUUACAGAAUAGUGAAAUAAAUAA
Molecule: messenger RNA, 3426 nt
Organism: Penaeus indicus
Lineage: Eukaryota; Metazoa; Arthropoda; Malacostraca; Decapoda; Penaeidae
Product: basic proline-rich protein-like
Exons: 4
Coding region: 602-1456 (284 amino acids)
Source: RefSeq, a predicted model, not a curated record